AUGGCAGAAACUGCCCCAAUCGCCGCCACUGUUCCUCCAUCAGAGGGCGCAGCCAAAAAGAAGAGGCAAAAGAGAGCGCUGUCUUAUUUUUUUGGUAAAAAGAAGAGGCAGCCGAAGAAAGCUGCUGGAGGAGCAAGGAAGAGCGGCAAGUCUUCCGGGCCCAGCGUCUCCGAGCUGAUCGUAAAAGCCGUGGCCGCCUCUAAAGAGCGCAGCGGGGUUUCUCUUGCCGCCCUGAAGAAAGCUCUGGCUGCCGGCGGCUACGAUGUGGAGAGGAACAACAGCCACAUCAAAGUGGGGGUGAAAGGAUUCGUGACCAAAGGAACUCUCACCCAGGUGAAAGGCACCGGCGCUUCCGGCUCCUUCAAGCUCAAUAAGAAGCAAGUGGAAAGCAAGAAGGCCGCCCAGAAGUCCCUGAAGCCCAAGAAACCAGCGGCAAAGAAAGCGGCCAAAUCCCCGAAGAAGCCCAAGAAAGCUCCGAGUGCAGCCAAGAGCCCCAAGAAGGUGAAGAAACCCGCAAAACCGGCUGCUGCCAAAAGCCCAAAGAAGCCUAAAACUGUGAAGCCUAAGAAGGCGGCCAAGAAGGCGGCGAAGUCCAAAGCUGCCAAGAGUCCGGCCAAGAAGGCAGCGAAGCGCAAAGCGGCAAAAAGCCCGACCAAGAGGGCAGCUAAGCCCAAGAAAGCUGCGGCCAAGAAGUGA
Pseudophryne corroboree (corroboree frog) is the source of this 696-nucleotide messenger RNA. RefSeq names its product histone H1B-like. The record is from RefSeq and is a predicted model, not a curated record. The transcript has 2 exons. Lineage: Eukaryota; Metazoa; Chordata; Amphibia; Anura; Myobatrachidae. Gene Ontology annotation, cellular component: nucleosome. Gene Ontology annotation, biological process: nucleosome assembly. Gene Ontology annotation, molecular function: DNA binding; structural constituent of chromatin. Bases 1 to 696 code for a protein of 231 amino acids.